This is a messenger RNA of Phytophthora nicotianae INRA-310, 6430 nucleotides long. RefSeq lists its product as hypothetical. NCBI's taxonomy places the organism in Eukaryota, Oomycota, Peronosporomycetes, Peronosporales, Peronosporaceae. The transcript has a single exon. Gene Ontology annotation, molecular function: ATP binding; lipid carrier activity; ABC-type transporter activity. Gene Ontology annotation, biological process: lipid transport; transmembrane transport. The coding region runs from base 448 to 6357 and encodes 1969 amino acids. The record is from RefSeq and is a predicted model, not a curated record. Gene Ontology annotation, cellular component: intracellular membrane-bounded organelle; membrane.
ACGACUCGCACUGCGAGUCUGCAGCCGACAAGACAGCGUUGGAGCCAUGUUAAAAUCCAGUCCGGCAUAGAUCAUUCGAAGACCCUCGGUUUGGAUGCAACCUUGAAGGUCGAAAUGCUUAUAACAAGGAGACCAACACAGUAGACAUCUUCACUACAGUACCAAGCCCAGGUACUUGCAUAUUCAUGCAUUGCCAUGCAGGCUGCGGGGCCAAAGUCUCUUCACUUUGGCAACUCGGUCUUCACUCUGGUACCACAUUGCAUAAUUUCGAGAUUCUCCCAUCCUCACCCUGUCUCUUUCUCCAGAAGGCAUCCGAACUUCGUCAGAUAAUUCAUAUAAACCACACUAACCACGAUUUUCGUAACAUAUCUGUUAUGACAUCUUAGUGCUCACUACUUCGACCGGUCAUACCCAAUUUCGCUAGGUAGAGCGCAAGUCACUCCGUCGAUGGACAAGACGCGGUCGUCGUCCCAGACCGCCAUGUUGGGCGGCAAGGAGAUGGUAUCUUCUUCCUCUCCGCCGCUGGCCGAGCGCCGCACCACGUGGCUGUUCAUCCGCACUCUACUAUGGAAGAACUGGACACUUAAGCGACGCCAUCCCGUCGCCACCUUUAUGGAGAUCGCCCUACCCUGCAUCUUCAUCUUAAUUAUGGGGUUACUCAAGACUUUAGUGGAUGGCGUAAGCGUACCCGAAGGAUGGAGUGAUGACGAGAGCGUCACUGGCGACGACACCUUGGGCACGUCUUACAACCUGUUCCAGACGUCGGGCACUACCUUAUCCGGUAUCCCCGCCGUUCUACCCAAGUUUACGAUGCACGAGACGUCACUGUGGGGAAUUCUGUUGUAUAUGGGUAGUCUGUCCAUAUCAGAAGGCAUGAAAAUGGACGAACUAUCGUCCGCAGACCUAGAAAACUGUACGACUGGAGUAACUACAAGAGGUUUGGUGGACAUCGACCCAACGUCCGAAUAUGCUGUACCCACGUCGUGUAGGGGCAAAGUAGCACCCUACAAGAUCGCUAUUGCCCCGGAUAACACGUUUACGCGGGACUAUUUCAUGCAAACUAUGGAGUUAUGGUACCCACGAAUUAACCUACGAAAUACCUCUACAUCGGCGGUAUUUCCGUCUUUUAUGGAGAGUGUCAAGUUCUUUGACACGGAAGAAGCAAUGGAGGACUAUGUGAGUGGCCAAGACUACGCUUCAAGUUUGGAAAACCCUCAUAUCUACGGAGGUAUCGUGUUUGAUUCCUACCCAGAUGACGAUAAUAUCGGGUCUUUCCAAGAUAUCGAGUACACUGUGAGGUUAAAUUCGACACUUGGACGACGAGGAGCCAUUGGAUUAGUCCCCCGAACAGGAGGAGAUCCGCCGCAGAUUUCGCCAUUCCAAAAAUCUAUCAGCAUGGAUUAUUACACGAGAUAUUCCAUCACGGGCUUCAUGACGCUGCAGACAUUAGUGACCAGAUUCGUGUCGUGUAUGCCUCAAUGGGACGCUUCUACUAGGACAACGAAUGGAGAGUGUCAAAGACCACAGACGACAGCAGAGGUAUCAACAGAACUAGACGACGCGCUGCUGUCGUCGUUGGAUAAUGAUGUGAUUAUCUCCACUGCUGUCCAGAAUAUCGCUGGGUCGGACGCUACAUUCUCAAGUCUAAAGGAUUUUUUCCCGAAUGAAACAGUAGAAGCAUUGCUGAAGCCACUGCGACAGGCUCCACAGCCGUAUCUUGGCGCGUCGGUGGCGCCAUUCCCCAUUGAAGCGUACAUCAGCUCUCCAUUCUAUGACCAAGUGUCGGACGUGUUCGCUAUCGUGUUCAUUUUGUCAUACUUGUACUCGAUUUCUCGGAUUCUGGUGGUUCUUAUCCAAGAGAAGGAGCUGCGUCUGCGUGAGUAUAUGAAGAUCCUGGGUGUAAAGGAGAAAGCUAUCGUCGUGUCCUGGUACAUCACGUACAUCCUGAUCCUGUUCUUCGGGUCGAUACUACAAGCUCUCAUGGGUAUGGCUGGACUCUUCUCGAACAGUUCAGUGGUGUUGAUCUUCCUCUUCUUCUUCCUCUUCAGUCUCAGUGUCCUGGCUUACGGCUUCAUGAUCAGCACCAUCUUCAGUAAAGCUCGUGUUGGAGCGUUCGUCGGAAUGGUGGUCUUCUUCCUCAUGUACUUCGUAUCAGCAGCGUUCACAACAGAAACGGCUGAGAACCAGAAGACAGCGGGGUGUAUCCUCUCUCCAGUCGCACUGUCACUUGGUGUUACGGUGCUGUCGAACUUGGAGGCUACAGGAACAGGCGUCAACUUCUCCAAUGCGAGUGUACUAAGCGACAACUUCCGCUUCAGCCGAUCGCUGCUAAUGUUCGCUAUCGACACGGUGUUGUAUACACUACUGGGACUCUACUUCGAGAAGGUUAUCCCCAAGGAACACGGUACCACAUUGAAGUGGUAUUUCCCGGUGUCUCCUUCGUAUUGGAGGAGUCGCCGUAAAGCGCGUGAGGCUUUAAAGGACUCCGACCCGGGAGAGGCCUUGCUGGACAGUGUUUCCGUCGAUGUGAACCACAACUUCGAGCCAGUGAACGCAGAACUCCGCGAACAGGAACGUCAGGGUGAAGUGUUGGCAGUACAGCGAUUACGUAAGGUGUUCCCAGUCCCUGGUGGUGAAAAAGUGGCAGUGCAGGGCCUUAAUCUGACCAUGUACAAGAACCAGAUCACCUGUUUGUUAGGACAUAAUGGUGCUGGUAAGACGACGCUUAUCUCGAUGCUUACUGGUAUGAUUGCACCAUCGAGUGGAGACGCUACGUUCCGCGGCAUGUCGAUCACCGAAGAUAUGGACGAGAUUCGCGAGUCUUUGGGUCUUUGUUUCCAACACGAUGUACUCUUUGAAGAGCUAACUGUUGAAGAACAUCUGCUCUUCUUUGGACGGAUCAAGGGCUACACGAAGACCGAGCUGGACGCUGUGAUCACCCGACAGAUCCGUGAAGUUGGGUUAACCGAGAAGCGCCACGUAAAGUCGACGGAGUUAUCUGGUGGUAUGAAGCGAAAGCUGUCUGUUGCUGUCUCUCUACUGGGUGACAGCUCGUUGGUGUUCCUGGACGAACCCACGUCCGGUAUGGACCCAUACAGUCGUCGUAGCACGUGGGAGAUCCUGCUGAACAACCGCAAUGAUCGAGUCAUGGUAUUGACGACACAUUUCAUGGACGAAGCGGAUAUUCUCGGUGAUCGUAUUGCCAUUAUGGCUGAAGGAGAGCUGCGUUGUUGCGGCUCGUCGCUGUUCUUAAAGAACCGCUUUGGAGCAGGCUACAACUUGACUUUAGUGAAGGACGACGCCACCUGCAAGGACAGCGCAGUGAUCGAUUUUGUGACGUCACGAGUGCCCGCUGCGCAAUUGCUGAGUAACGUUGGUAGUGAGAUUGCGUUUCAACUGCCACUUGCGAGCUCGUCGAAGUUCGCGUCGAUGUUUGCGGAUAUGGACGACAACCUGCAGAAGCUUGGGUUGCUAUCUUAUGGUGUAUCUGUGACCACACUAGAGGAAGUGUUCAUUAAGGUGGCGGAGGCAGAUGAUCACGGUAACCAGCAUACGCUUGGGAACCGUGGCAGGUCAGAAACACCCGUGCAAAGCCCCACGGCUUCAAGUGAUUCGGGUGCUCUUCCUGAACAGACUGGAUCGUUCUUCAUGACUCAUUUACGAGCUCUCGUUCUCAAGCGGUUCCGAUAUGCCAAGCGUGACAAGAAGAUGAUCUUUUACAGCCUUGCACUCCCGGUUUUCUUGCUGCUGGUUGGUUUGGGUUUGCUUCAAGGCACCAGCUUCACGAAGAACGAUCCGAAUCUGGCGUUAACUACGGACAAGUUUGACUAUGGAACUGAGACCCCAACGCCGUACUUCUGUCAACCCGGUACAACAGAUGACCAGUGGUGCAGCACUGCGAUGGGAAGUUCGUACUUUACCGACGUAUCCACUGAAGCUUUGGCGUUGUCUGAACCAGCGUACGACUCCAGUUCGCCCACAGUCUUUCGUGUGACGUACACGAACCCUGCAGUCAACACUACUGGUGCCACUGGAUACGGGUUACGUCUGGGUCAGGAGAUUUACAAGCGUGGUUACGGUGUCGAUACCAGUACAGUUGAAGGCCAAUACGGCGCGUACUUGGUGCACGGAGACAGCAUCCAGAACUUGUUCGGCUACAACAUGUUUAUCAACACUACGUCCACCCACAGUGCUAUUAUUUUCAAGGCGUUAAUGGACCAGACGAUCUACCGGUUCUUCGCAUCCAACUCGAGUUCCGAUGGCUCGAACGUCAACCUGGUUGUUAACAAUCACCCGCUCCCUUUGACUGCUGAUACGAAGGCUUUGUUCGGGUCUUUCCUGGCAUUUACAGCGUGCUUGUUCAUCUGCAUCGCCUUCACGUAUUACCCGGCGUCUAUCGUGACGUUCCUGGUGAAGGAGAAACAGUCGAGCCACAACUCGAAGCACCAGCAAUUGGUAUCGGGUGUAUCACUUGGAGCGUUCUGGCUGUCCAACUUUAUCUGGGACUUCCUGCUGUAUUUGAUUCCGUGUGCUGCUGCCAUCAUCAUGAUCAAGGGCUUCAACAUCGACUCGAUGACGGGCAGCUCGGCUUGCAACAGCUGCACGUCCGAGACGUUCCCGGCCGUCAUCGUCCUGUUCAUUUUAUUCGGAUUGGCGAUCUGUCCGUUCACGUACUGCCUGUCAUAUCUGUUCAAGGAGCACGCGUCGUCUCAAACGUACACAAUCAUGAUCAACUUCAUCAUCGGCGUGGUGCUCAUGGUCGUGGCGUUUAUUCUGGAUGUGAUCGAGUCAACGGAAGAUAUCAACGCAGUGUUGGUCUUCUUCUGGCGCUUGUCUCCUCUGUUUAAUCUCGGCUAUGGCCUGUUGAAUCUGGUGCUAAACGAGCUCACUACGAUCCGAGAGAGUGACGAGACCAAGACGAGUCCGUUCAGUACUGACCUUAUGGGUUGGGAGAUGAUCUACCUGUUCGUUACGGCCAUUCUGUAUGGCUUCCUGGCUGUGGGUAUUGACUACGCUAUGACUUUUCCCAAGGUGAAAGACUGGAUGAGUGGCCGUGAUAACGUUGAAGACGAGCCGUACGAGGAAGACGAGGACGUUGUGAAGGAGGCGCAGCGUGUAGCUAACGGAGAGGCAGACAACGACAUCGUCAAGUUAUCGAACCUUCGUAAAGUGUAUCAAGGCGGCAAGGUCGCGGUUCGUAACUUGUCGUUCGGUUUAAAGCGCGGUGAAUGUUUCGGUUUCCUGGGUAUUAACGGCGCUGGCAAGACGACGACGAUGAAGAUGCUCACUGGCGAUGAACUCCCCACCCACGGUACUGCUACACUCGGCGGCUUUGACAUCUUAACGCAACAGAUCGAAGUUCGACGCCAGAUUGGCUACUGCCCUCAGUUUGAUGCUCUCUUUGAGCUACUGACAGUACGUGAACAUCUGGAGCUGUUCGCAUCGAUCAAGGGCGUUCCAAGCUCUCAACUGAACACAGUCGUAGAGGACAAGAUCAAGCAGUUGAAUCUUGGAGACUUUGAGAACAAACUGGCUGGUAGUCUGAGUGGCGGUAACAAGCGCAAGUUGUCGGUGGCUAUCGCUAUGAUCGGCAACCCGCAGAUCAUCUUCCUGGACGAGCCGUCGACGGGUAUGGACCCGGUUUCUCGUCGCUUUAUGUGGGACGUCAUCGCGGAUAUCUCGACUCGUGGCAAGAACUCGACGAUUGUGCUUACAACGCACAGUAUGGAGGAGUCGGAGGCGCUGUGUUCACGUGUCGGUAUCAUGGUGGGCGGUCGUCUGCGUUGCUUGGGUAGUGUGCAGCACUUGAAGUCUCGGUUUGGCGACGGUCUGGUCUUCGACGUCAAGCUGGCUAAUCCGUCCCAAGAAGAGCUGGAUGAACUGGUGCAGCGACACUUUGGAGGAGCUGAAGAGAUCGUCACUCGUGAGGAUUUAGAAGACAAGUGCAGGUCGUUUGGAGAUGAAGAACUGGCCCAGCGAGUGGUGGCUUCGCACCCGACAGGAUACGGUCUCGCUGCUGUACUGGAACGCGAUGGAUACAUUCGCGCAGAGGCGUUCUUGUCCUGGUGUCUGGAGGAAACGCGGUUCGAUGCAUUGUUCCACUUUCUGAGCUACUCGUUCAGCCACGGUGGCGUGUCGGUGAUGGAGCGUCAGAACGAUUUCUGCCGCUUUAAGUUGCGUGGCUCGAAUGAUGAGUUGCGGCUGUCGAAGGUGUUUGCUCUUGUGGAAGAGAUUAAGGAAAAGAUGCACAUCCGAGAGUACAGCGUCUCGCAAACGUCACUGGAGCAGAUCUUCAACUACUUUGCGUCUCAACAAGCCGAGGAACAGGGCGUGGCUCGUGGCUUUCAAGAAGCUUAACUUCAUUUUUCUAUCCGACAAUGAGUAAAGAAAAAUAAAUGUUGGAUAUUUUUUUUAGUUUGUACGUUACCAC